This is a messenger RNA of Symbiodinium necroappetens, 2661 nucleotides long. Lineage: Eukaryota; Dinophyceae; Suessiales; Symbiodiniaceae. The record is from the annotation of a GenBank genome assembly.
AUGAAAAGGCCGGCUGCCCGUGAAUCUGAAGCCUCGGUGAAAAAGGCCAAGCAGGCCCCAGUGGAGGGGCGAGAUGAUGAUGAUGAUGAUGAAAUGGGAAAAGAGAGUGGAGAAGAGGGAGAGGAAGAGGAAGAGGAAGAGGAAGAGAAAAAGGAUGACGUGAUGAAAAGGCCAGCUGCGGCCAAAGACUCCAAGCAGGAGGGCGAUGAUGAUGAUGAAAUGGGAAAGGAGUGUGAGGAAGAGGAAGAGGAAGAGGAGGAAGACAAAGAGGAUGAUGUGAUGAAAAGGCCAGCUGCCUCGGCCAAAAGCGCCAAGCAGGAGGGCGAGGAUGAUGGUGGGGAGGAGCAGGAGGAAGAGGAGGAGGAAGAUGAUGAAGAGCAGAAUGCCGAAGAACAACCCCAGGACCAGCAGAGCAACAAGGUCAAAGCACACUGGGGCCCAAAGUUCCGAGAGCUGGCGAAGAGGAUUAACCAGAAAGACGGCCUCACGAUGGGAUGGAACCGCUUCGAGAAUGUGGAAGCUGGGCCUGUGGAAGGCUGCUCUAAUGGCGGCUGGCUGGACCCCCUGACACGAGGUUCUGGGAACACCGGCAGAAGCGAUCGCCUCGCUCCCGAAGAGCAAAAGGGCUUAAUGUUACACCUGAUCGACUUCGUGGCCCAGAAUGCCGCCGGAUCUAAUGCGGAUUUGUACUGCUUGGACCUCUUCGCCGGGAAGAGAUCCAUCGAAAGCGCCUUCAGCAGUGGUCUUACAGUUGGCCUGGACUACUUCGAUGUGAGUGCAAGGGAAGAGGACGAUCUGCUGACCGUGCCGUGGCUGCCGUUGAUGAAGCAGCGCCUCACGAAGGCCAAGAAGAAAGAGCUGAAGCUUUCUUCGAAAGGAGGGAACGAUGGAGCGAGUGUGUUGGGGAGUGAGUGUCACCUGUCCGUGGGUGUGAAGAAGCUUUCCGAGGCUGCAGCGAUCAAGCUCCCAACGGUGCAGCCGCCGUUUCAUUGGAAGCAUGCGAAUCUCGAGCCGGUCUUUCUGUUUCUUGUGAAAGAAAUCGAGGCUGUCAAUGAGUUUGUCGUUGUGCAAGCAGUAGAUGAUUCCGUGGCUGCGACACCAGUUUCUGUUGUAGAAGCCUGGUGUGUUAUCGAUCUGAUGCCGGUCGCUAUCGACGUGGCGAAGAUUUUGGAGCAGGCCCGAAAGAGGUCCUACGACAGCAGCAAAGAGGAUGCCCAGAAUCCCUUCCCAGAGUAUGAAGACACGCCGCCUGGAAAGAGAGCUUUUCAAUCGGGUAAGGCCGGGAAAGAGCCGCUCAGACUCGACUCUGCACAGACAGUAGUCGUGGAGACGCCGCCGCCGAAACCGAAGCGGGCCGGCACCGAUGAUUUAUCAGGGUCUCUUUCUAAGAAAGUCAGAAAUGCUCUGAGGAGGCCACAAUCAGUGGAUCAAGAGUCUGAUUCACAGAGACAGCAUCGUGCGAAGACGACACAGAAGAAGCUGGAGCAAGAUUUUCAGGCGGCGGAUGACAGCCAAAACACGCAAGACCCCGAUGCCAAAGACGAAGCCAACACCAGCAGCCCAGCCUCCACCAAAGCCUCAACCACUAGAGGAAAAGCAAAGGCCAAAGCAAAGGGUGCCGCUAAAUCCGUUGCCAAGAAGAAAGGCACAGCUGAGCACGAUGAAAGCGAGGCCCCAACCAAGUCCAUGAAGGACUCUGGAAAGAAAGGCAAAGCUAAGGAAAGCGAGGCCCAGGACUCUGGAAAGAAAGGCAAAGCUGAGGAAAGCGAGGCCCCAACGAAGCCCACGAAGGACUCUAGAAAGGAAGGCAAAGCUGAGGAAAGCGAGGCCCCGACCAAGCCCAAGAAGGACUCUGGAAAGAAAGCCACAGCUCAGGAAAGCGAGGCCCCGACCAAGCCCAAGAAGGACUCUGGAAAGAAACGCAAAGCAGAGGACGUUGAAAGCGAGUCCCCAAGCCCACCCAAGGCCAAGAAGCACUCCAGUGCCGACAGCCCCCGCACGAGGAAAGCGCAGGAGGAUCACAGGACAGCCACCUCCAGCAAGGAUCCUAUGCCCAGCCCCAAGAAAUCCACAAGCAAGCAGCCUCCAUCCCCUGACAAAAAGAAGCAGGGCAAGGAGGAUGAAUCCAAGGAGGAGCAGAGCCUAGAGGAGAAGAAGAAGACUGCACACAAGAUGUACAUGAGGUUUUACCGAAAUGUGCACGGCAAGAACAAGAUGAGCAGUUUGUACGAGGACUUCCUCCAGACGGAGGGAGACUGGACGAAAUCGAUGAUCUUGAAGACCAUUAAGUCCAUCACCCGAAACGGCCGACGCGGAAUUCGCCGGUGGCAGACACGAUCCCAGCUGAUCAACCACUUCGGUGACACGAAAAUCGUGGACAGCAUUAUUGCCCGGAAGGAGACCGACGAGCACCUACGCAAGACGGAGAUGCGAAAGCACCCAGACUGCCCAGGACUCGUGCAGUACCUCGUUUUGAUGGAUGAGGAAGUGACCGACGAGGAUGUGGAUGAGAUUACCGACAUGUUCCGGGCCAAGGAUGGGGCUCAGUCCGACGACAGCUCAGGCUCGGACGAUGAUCACAACGACAAGCCAGACUCGAAACGUGGCAAGGACCGUGAAGCCGUGAGCGAGUGUUUCAUGAAUGAAUCAGUGGGUGGGUGA